Messenger RNA from Iphiclides podalirius (scarce swallowtail), 450 nucleotides. Lineage: Eukaryota; Metazoa; Arthropoda; Insecta; Lepidoptera; Papilionidae. The record is from the annotation of a GenBank genome assembly.
AUGACCUCGAAGCUCGCCGCCCGUGAAAGCAUACGCCCUAGCUCAAGAAAGCUCUGUAGGGCGGGCGACUUCCUCACCGGUAGCGCCUCUAUCGGCGGCUGUCCGCACUAUUUGUCCUACGGUCAUUGGCUGGUUCUGGUGACGUCACUCGCGGCCCAACCAAUAGGGGGGGCUGAUGGAAGGCGAUCGCGCCGGGCCGCAGUCGUACUCGCCGCGCCUUCGUAUGAGCUGUGUGUCGCUCACGGCCCCCCGCACCCCGCGCCCCGCGCUCGUCUCGCCCGCAUUCUAGUCGUGGGUGUCACGCCGUGCAGUCCUCGCGUGUGCCACGGAGCCCAGUGCGCCGUUUGUGAGUGCUUAAGUUCCCGCCCGUGUGUCAGUGCAACGGAGAGGUACACGUCCGGCGCGGAGCCCGUCCGCUCGUUAGCAAUAGAGUCGGCCGACGGUCGAGAU